AUGUGUGAUAACGCGAAGAACUUUGUUGGCGCCAAGAGGGAAUUGGAUGAACUCGCACGGUUGUUCGACAGCCAACAGUUCAAAGAAGCAGUAUUACGACAUACGACAGAGGAUAGAAUCGAACUUCGGUUCAUUCCGGCACGAUCACCGAACUUCGGAGGGCUUUGGGAAUCAGCGGUUAAAUCAUUCAAGAUCCUGUUCAAACGAACGAUUGGCACCCGCAGCCCGGUAUACGACCAGAUGCAGACCGUGCUAGCUCAGACGGAAGCAAUCCUGAAUUCCCGACCCCUGACACCCACUAGCAACGAUCCAGACGACUUCGAAGCGCUUACACCAGGACAUUUCUUGGUUCAGCGGCCUCUGACGGCCAUUCCAGAGCCCAAUCUCUGUGCAAUUCCCGAAAACAGACUUUCAGCUUGGCAAAUGGUGCAAGCAUAUACCCAGAAACUGUGGAAGAAAUGGUCGGAGCAGUAUUUGUCAAAUCUCCACAACAGGACAAAAUGGACGCGUCAGAGGUACAACAUAGCAAUUGGAACUAUGGUUGUUCUCAAGGAGGAGAAUCUCCCACCGUUGAAGUGGCAGUUGGCACGGGUGACAGAGGUUCACCCAGGAUCUGACGGAAACAUCCGAGUUGCAACCGUCCGGACCAAGGAUGGCAGUUACAGACGAGCGAUCUCAAAGAUCUGUGUACUGCCAAUCAGAGACAAUCUUCCUAUGUCAGAAGAGGAGAACUAG
This is a messenger RNA of Ochlerotatus camptorhynchus, 735 nucleotides long. RefSeq lists its product as uncharacterized. Gene Ontology annotation, molecular function: nucleic acid binding. Bases 1 to 735 code for a protein of 244 amino acids. NCBI's taxonomy places the organism in Eukaryota, Metazoa, Arthropoda, Insecta, Diptera, Culicidae. The transcript has a single exon. The record is from RefSeq and is a predicted model, not a curated record.